Salvelinus sp. IW2-2015 is the source of this 2099-nucleotide messenger RNA. The record is from RefSeq and is a predicted model, not a curated record. Lineage: Eukaryota; Metazoa; Chordata; Actinopteri; Salmoniformes; Salmonidae.
AAGGAAGGCGUUGCUGACGCGAACGAGUGGAAAGGGAAAUGGCGGACCUCGAAGACGUUAAACUGGACGGGAGGCCACUACAAUCUCUCCGCGUGGCGGAUUUGAAAGCUGCUUUGGAGGAGCGCGGACUUCCUAAAAGCGGACAGAAAAAUACUCUCGUUAAGAGACUCAAAGGGGCUCUCAUGCUGGAGAACCUCCAGAGAACCUCACACCAUCACAUAGGACUGCAGCCAAACUCCCAGAUUGGUGAAGAGAUGAGCCAGAACAGCUUCAUAAAGCAGUAUUUGGCGAAACAGCAGGAGCUCUUGAGGCAGCGUCUGGAGAGAGAGGCCCGUGAAGCAGUUGAAGAUGAUGAUACAGACAAAGAGGACCACACAAAGGACAAUAACAGCUCUGCCUGUGCUGCCCCAGACCAGGAUGUCACACCUGUGUUGGUUGACCAGCACAAGCUUUUUGGCCUCUCCGAGGGAAAGGGACUAGCAGGCCCAGCAAGCGAGGGAGAGGGGCACAUGUCCAGAGACGGCCAUGUGUCUGCUCCACCUGCCCCUACCUCUGCUGCCGUUGCCUCUCUGGCUGUGCGUGUUGGUGAGCAGAGACCGGAGAGAGUCCCAACCUCUAGUCAAGUCCCAGCAGAUAGCGAUGAUGACGGCGCUGAUGAGGACUGGGAUAGCGGUGCCAGGAGGAGGAAUCUAGGAGAGCCACCAAGAGGCCAGCUAGCAAGAGCGAGGUCUGGAGGAUCCCGCCAACACCCACAGCACAUUCCCCCCCUAUUGUCUCCGCAGCUUCGACAGCCUACCCCUCCUCCCUCCCCUCCCCCAGAGUUAUCAUUCCCACUGCCUGAUACCCCUAAACAAAGCCCCCCUAGUCCAGGUGAGCCCCCAGCUAGACAGCGUACUUCCAGUACCUCCAGCUCUGGCUCCUCUAGCAGUGGCAGUUGUAGUAGCAGCCCAGAUCCACAAAGCAACACAGAGCGCAAGCCUGGCCCACUGACCCUGCUGGCACGCAAAAUGGCAUCAGAGGGGGCUUUCUCUGGAGUUGGGUGGCAUGGACGUGGGGAUGCAGAGAGGCAGGACAACAAUGCUGCAACUGCAACAAUGUCUUCUGGUAGAGGUCCUCAAGAGGGCACAGUGUCUGCCAUCACCCACACAACCAAUGCUGCAGCCAGUUUGCCCUUCCCCAGACUGGUUCCAGUAACAAACCAGGGAGUUCUUGGAGGCCAUCUCCCCCACAGUGAAGUUCCUGUGAGUGUGCUUAGGCCCACUAUUAUGGAAGAGAGAGAUGCUGUAUGGCAGCAAGAAAACAAGGAAAAGGAGCUGCAGGCAGAGAGGGAAAGAGAAAAAUCCCCUGAGCAAGAGCGAUUUGGUGCCAUGGAGCAGGAAAGACUGGAGAGGCAGAGAAUAUUUGAGCAACAGCGUGCUGUGGAGCAAGAGAGGGAAAGAGCUUUGGAGCGAGAGAGGAAGGAGAGAGAGAAAGCUUUGGCGCGAGAGAGGAAGGAGAGGGAGAUGGCUUUGGAGCGAGAGAAAGCUUUGGAGCAAGAAAGGAAGGAGCGUGCUUUGGCGCGAGAGAGAGCACAAGCUCUUGAACGAGAAGAGGAGGAAAGAGAGAAAGCUUUGGCAAAAGAGAGGGAAGAGCGAGAGAAAGCUAUGCAAUUAGAAAAGCAGAGAGCCAUGGAACGAGAGCGAGCUUUGGAGCAGGAGAGAGAGAAGGAGAAAGCUUUGGAGCGCGAGAGGGAGGAGAAGGCGGCUUUGGAGAGCGAGCGGGAGGAGAAGGCGGCUUUGGAGAGGGAGGAGAAGGCGGCUUUGGAGAGGGAGCGUAUGGUGAAGGUUUUGGAGUUAGAGCGGCAGAAAGCUUUGGAACGGGAGAUGAGGGAGAAAGAGAGGGAGGAGAAGGUGAGGGCUUUGGAGCAAGAAAGAAUCGAAAGGGAGAAAGCCCUUGAGAAAGAAAGAGAGGAGAGGGAGAGAGCCUUAGAACAGGAGAAGGUCCUACAGAGAGAAAAAGAGAAGGCUUUGGAACAGGAGAAGGCCUUGCAGAGAGAGAAAGAGGAGAAGGAGAGAGCUUUUGGGAACAGGAGAUGUCUUGCAGAGAGAAGAAAGAGGAGA